This is a messenger RNA of Penicillium bovifimosum, 738 nucleotides long. RefSeq names its product copper acquisition factor BIM1-like domain-containing protein. Bases 1 to 738 code for a protein of 245 amino acids. The record is from RefSeq and is a predicted model, not a curated record. Lineage: Eukaryota; Fungi; Ascomycota; Eurotiomycetes; Eurotiales; Aspergillaceae. The transcript is spliced from 3 exons.
AUGAGCUUCACACAAUCGCUAUCGCGAUGGGCAUCCGUCCUGGUGCUGCUUUGCUUCGGUCUGGCACAGGCUCACAGUGUCAUCACAUAUCCCGGGUAUCGAGGGAACAAUCUCCAUACCAACGGCACCGUCGAGCAAGCUAAUGGUCUCGGUGUCGCCUACGAUGUCAAAAACGGCUCAUACAUCUUCCCGUAUGGCAUGGAGUGGAUCUAUCCCUGCGGCGGCAUGCCCCGAUCAACCAACCGAACCAAGUGGCCCGUCAGCGGCGGUGCUCUCGCCUUCCAGCCUGGCUGGUUCCCGGGCCACUCAACUGCUCUUAUCUAUGUCAAUCUGGGAUUCGGCGAGAUCCCUCCCAACAUGAGCCACCCCGUCGUUCCGCCGUUCCAGAUCGUCGGCCCGACAAACAACCCUUACCCGGGCACCGUGUGUCUGCCCCAGGUGCCCCUGCCGGCCGGUAUCAGCGUCAGUCCUGGUGAUUACGCUACUAUUCAGCUAGUUGAGACUGCCAAGCACGGCGCUGCGCUGUACAAUUGCGUGGACAUUGAGUUUGCAGAAGACGGCGAUGCUUCUGUGGAGGCGGUAACGCGUGACAAUUGCUUCAAUUCGAGUAAUAUCGGCUUUGAGUUCAUGUACACCACCAGUGCUAUCGGUUCGGGCGCGGCAAUGUUGCAGCCGAAACUGUCGGCUGCGGCUGUCGUACCACUGUUGCUCGCUGUCGCCUUCGGUUUAUACAUGUAG